This is a messenger RNA of Venustampulla echinocandica, 3015 nucleotides long. RefSeq lists its product as uncharacterized. Lineage: Eukaryota; Fungi; Ascomycota; Leotiomycetes; Helotiales; Pleuroascaceae. Gene Ontology annotation, molecular function: protein binding; RNA binding. Gene Ontology annotation, cellular component: nucleolus. Gene Ontology annotation, biological process: positive regulation of transcription by RNA polymerase I; positive regulation of rRNA processing. The transcript has 3 exons. The record is from RefSeq and is a predicted model, not a curated record. The coding region runs from base 1 to 3015 and encodes 1004 amino acids.
AUGGCUUCGGAAUUGAAGCGCAAGAGAGGUCCAGUGGGGGUCCAGGCCGCCCCCAAACGUGCGAAAUCCGUCAAGAGCCCCGUUGCGAAACCUCUGCAAAAACUCGGUUUAGAUAACGUUGGCUGGGACGCUGCUUUCAAUCCCCCAACUAAGGGGAAAGAGUUGGUAGCUACGAAUGGUGUUAAUGGACAUGCCGCGGAGGGACAAAAGGAUCCAGAUUCUGCGGAACCGCUUGAUUACGAUGUUUUGGAGCAGCAGGAAUUGGUUAAAAAUAAGAAUCUGGCAGAAUAUGGAGCUCCGACGCUUCCAAAGCCCAUCAGCAAGACAUGGAAAUUAUCGGAGUCUAUAGGAGGCCGGAUGAUAGACGUGGAACCGGUCUUCUCUGUAGAUGAGAAGUAUAUCGUCGUUGCAAGCGCUAAAGCCGUCCAUGUCUACUCCACCUCCACUUCCCUUCUGACCCGGACAAUUAAACUCAAAAUCGACGAAUCUCGCCCUGACUCUCGAAUCAUCACAUACUGCCUGUCACCCACAGAGUCCGAUAUAGUCUGGGUCGCCUGCUCGAAUGGCUGCAUCUACCGGAUAGACUGGACGUCAGGGGCGGGCUCGGAGCAAUGGUGGGGUAUCUCUUCCACAGGAUGUAUAUGGAUGACCGUAGCAUCCAUGGAAUCGGCUGGACGACGAAGAGAUGUUGUAUUUACGACUGAGAGCCGAAAGGACGGAGGCUGGCGGGUAACUGCCAACGAAUUGGCUCCUCCCGAUGGCCCAAUCCAGACGGUUGCGAAAACAAUAUACACAUCAAACGGCCAUAUAUCCUUUUUGAAAACUGCCAACGAAGGUGCUAUUAUUGCCGGAGCGGCUGGAAACAAGGUUCUACUGGGCCGACUUAGGUCAACCGAGUACGACACCAUCGACAAGAUCAAAUACGAAUUCCGGAUAUUCGAAACUGCUGUUCCUGUCUCGGCCCUCGACUUGAGGGUGUCUGAUAGGACCGGUACGGAGAAUCUCAAGAAGUCCAUCUUGAAGAAGACGCCGAUUGUUGAUGUCGUCGUUGGGGAUGUUCGGGGUUCUAUAUUCCUGCACAACGACUUACUUGCGAAUCUCAUCCGAUCCCAGGAUGGCACACUUCCACAAGGAAUAAGUCUUACACCAAGGAAGCUUCAUUGGCAUAGACAGGCGGUUAAUACUGUCAAGUGGUCUCUAGAUGGUAACUACGUUAUUUCUGGUGGUUCCGAGACCGUCUUGGUGCUAUGGCAACUGGAAACCGGAAAGCUACAAUUCUUGCCGCAUUUAUCUGCCACCAUCCAAAAUGUUGUUAUUUCUCCUUCAGGAGCGUCGUAUGGUAUCCAGCUUGCCGAUAAUUCAGCCAUGGUUCUAUCAACUGCAGAGCUACAACCGACCACCAACAUCGCAGGCAUCCAAGCAAGUGUUCUUGCCACUGACGAGACAACCGAAUCAGAUAUCCUGAGAGUCCGCGAGGAAGCUUGGGAGCAGCCUCUGGUCCAACGUACUCCCGCCAUUAUCAACCCUGCGGACCCUUCGAAAUUACUACUUGCCGUUGGACAGACUCAAGAAAUCAACACUGAAGAGCCUCUCGUUCAAGGUUGCCCUUUCCUGCAAACCUUUGAUCUCGGAUCUGGUCACAAUAUAUCUCGCCAGGCAUUAACAAGAUCACAUACAACCAACCUAAACGCAACUCCAAGUGCCCACCGUGUCUCUGAACCAAGGAUCACACACAUGAAGGUAUCUCACGAUGGGAAUUGGUUGGCCACGGUUGACGAAUGGAAUCCACCAGCGCGAGAUUUGGCGUUUCUGGGACCGCAGGAUAAAACCGACCGGCUACGGAGACGUGAGGUGUUCCUUAAGUUUUGGGAAUGGAGCUCUGAAAGUGAUACUUGGCAGCUUGUAUCGCGCAUUGAUGCUCCCCAUCUCGCAAGUCCAAAUUCAUCCAUUGCCAGCCGAGUCUUGGAUCUUGCUGCAGACCCUGACACGUUGCGGUUCUCUACGAUUGGGGAGGAUAAUAUUGUUUGCAUUUGGUCCCCGAAGACGCGGAAGAGGGAGGGUGUUAUAGUGCGCGGAGAGAAGGGGCAGGCACUACGCAGUUGGAAUUGCCAAUAUGCCGUUCCACUCGAGAAACUAGAGCUGGUUGAAUCUGGCAGCGUUGACACACUUCCCGCCAGUGGUGCUAUCGCCUUCUCAGACGAUGGCUCUGUUCUAGCUGCUGUUUGUACUCAGAGCGGUCUGGUCCAUCUUUUGAACCCAGACUCAGGCGUAAUCCGUCAAUCUCGGCCUGGGUUAUUCAAGGGCCAAAUCAUGAAACUUGACUUCCUAGGACAAGACUUGAUCGCCCUUUCUGAUGAGUUACUCGUCUAUGACCUCGUUGCGGAUGAGGAACGCUUCCGAAUCAGACUGGACGACCGCAUAAUCGGUCUCUCCGAGGCCCAGAAGCGGGAAAUGGCGCAUCUGGCUGUUGACAAAAAGAGCCAGACCUUUGCGAUCGCCCUCCCGGUUCGAAUUCGAGGCGUCAAGGGGAAUGCUUUGAAACAUCGACAAUCGGAGCUUUUCAUCUUCCAUCAAAAUGAGGCGCAGCCACAACUUGAAGAGAUGCUUCCAUCGGUGAUCACAGCAUUGUUACCAGCUGUGGACUCCGACGGCUUCCUUGUUCUCGAUGCCGCAGCUGAUGUUCGAAGUAUCCACAAGAAGGGAAGCCAGGUAAUCACCAGACUGGCGCAGUCGACGUCUGCACAGCAAUUGGAAGCAGAGUCAGCAGAACCUGCAGGAGAACUGGUACCUGUCACCGAGGAGGCCGAUGAAGACGAAGAGAUGGAGGAACUGAUUCCCAGUGUCACACUGGAUGAGAAAGACGAAGAUGAUGACGAAACGCCUGUUGUACCCCAUCAAAAGCUGUCAGAGAUCUUUGACAUUGGGCCCGCUUUUGCGCUCCCGCCUCUGGAAGAGAUGUUCUACCAAGUUGCCGGCCUCUACUCUAGCAAGCCGCUUGUACAGAGUGUGCAAUGA